Molecule: messenger RNA, 684 nt
Organism: Fusarium pseudograminearum CS3096
Lineage: Eukaryota; Fungi; Ascomycota; Sordariomycetes; Hypocreales; Nectriaceae
Exons: 1
Coding region: 1-684 (227 amino acids)
Source: RefSeq, a predicted model, not a curated record
AUGACAACACUACCAGAGCCCAUUCUCUACACUAUCAAGCCAACGAAAUUAGUACCCAACUCCCCAAAACCAUUACUUCUUUACAAGAACGCGUUUGUGAAAGAUGGCAAAGUCGACCGCACUGCUGCCUUUGACACCUUCAAAGCAAACAACUGGGACGUACAAUGGGUCGUGAGGUACGGCCGACACCAACGAGCCCACUAUCACUCUCAAACUCACGAGGUCAUGGUUGUCGUCUCAGGUCCGGGCCGAAUCCGCUGGGGCGUCGCAGACCUAAGCGAUAACUGGGAGGAGCACACCUACGGCCAAGCCUACGAAGACGGUGGUCUAGAAGUUGAAGUCGAGGUUGGAGAUCUUUUUGUCAUUCCCGCGGGUAUUUCGCACAAAUCGUAUGAUCCGAAUGCCACUGAAGCGUCGUUUGGCUGCUUGACUGGAGAUGCUCGCGCGAUUGCAAGCGACGACGCGAGGAUUACUGUAGCAGAGGUGCCCAUAGAAGGAUUUUGUAUGAUGGGAGCUUACCCAAAAGGAUUCUCCUGGACAUGGGAUGAAGGCGGUGAUAGUGCAGAUGACUUUGAGGCUGUUUGGCGGGUUGAGAAUGCUGCUGCUGAUCCAUACACUGGUCAGAACGGAGGCAUUAACAAAUAUUGGAAGAAUCAACAGGGUGGAUUCAAGAGUUUGAUCUAA